Molecule: messenger RNA, 1056 nt
Organism: Aureobasidium subglaciale EXF-2481
Lineage: Eukaryota; Fungi; Ascomycota; Dothideomycetes; Dothideales; Saccotheciaceae
Exons: 1
Coding region: 1-1056 (351 amino acids)
Source: RefSeq, a predicted model, not a curated record
AUGUCAGCCGAGCCUGUGAUAUCCACUGGGGAUGUGGAGCGACUGCUACACGCAACGUGCGUCAGGGGCGUCGAUAAAUCUGGACCCGCACCUGCACCCCUUCAGGAGAGGACAAUUGACUUCAGAAUCCUCGUCGAGCCUCCUCUUCUAUCAGCCAACAUCACUGAUCUCUGCAACGAACCUCUAUUUUUCUCAGGAUACCUAUCAGAAGAAGAACCAAUGUCGUCCGACGAUUCCAGCCUGUCAUCAAUGUCCAUCAGCACCGUUGCCGAUGAGUUUCUUGACGAGCUCGAAACAAACUUUCCGGAACUGCUGGCCGAGGAUUGCACUUUCGUUGAACAAGCCCAAUGUAAUCAGGCUGAAGCAGUAACUCUCGUCUCGCCAGGCAAGGCCAGAAUGGUUCGAGUAUCUCGAGUCGAUCUGAGUGCCUCGUCGUCGCCGAUCAUCAUACGUCCUACGACCUCAUCAGAUCUGAGGCCAAAUGGAAGCACAUCACGUUUAAGCAUCAUCUCAAUCCGGGCGCACAGCCACGAUGGCUCCGUCUCCUCUUCAAAGACGACAUCUCCCAAGGUUCCGUCGACACCGGAACUUGAGCCUGGACUUCAGACUCCGGCAUCGAGCCACGGGCCAGCCACUCCGGACUCACCGGCCUCUGCCUACUUUGAUGCCCUUACCAGUCCGACAUAUCCAUGCCCUCCUAAGCAUCGCAUGUCCCGCAACGGCUAUCACCUCAAGCUUCCGAGCAUGAACAAGCAACGUCCGGGAUCUUCACAGUCUAUGAUGGCACCACCACUAUCUGCUCCUCUCACAGCACCAUCCUCAUUCUUCAAGCCCAAGAUGACACCCCGCGGCGCUGCCGAGCGUAUGACACCCCGUGGUGCCAGUGAACGUAUGCCUUCCCUGGAUCUGCCACCCUAUCCUCGCGACUUUAUCCAGCAACCCCCGCAGAGCCGCUGGACUGUCCGCAAGGACUCGUUCAGCUCCGUAUCCUCAAAGGAUAUGCCUAGAUUCAGGCUCAAGCGGGCCGAAAGCGGCAUCCUACCGACCUGGCAAUGA